GCCUGUGCAAGACUGAAGGGGAGGAGCCGGUACACCUGUGCAAGACUGAAGGGGAGGAGCCGGUACACCUGUGCAAGACUGAAGGGGAGGAGCCGGUACACCCUGUGCAAGACUGAAGGGGAGGAGCCGGUACACCCUGUGCAAGACUGAAGGGGAGGGGGUCUACAGCCUCCAUUAUCCUGUAGAGGGGCAGGAUCAGGGGAGGGGUCUACCUCUAUAGAGGAGUGUGAUUGGGGGAGGGGACUUCCUAUAGAGGGGCGGGAUCGGGGGAGGGGAC
Staurois parvus is the source of this 277-nucleotide messenger RNA. The record is from the annotation of a GenBank genome assembly. NCBI's taxonomy places the organism in Eukaryota, Metazoa, Chordata, Amphibia, Anura, Ranidae.